This is a messenger RNA of Ilex paraguariensis (yerba mate), 957 nucleotides long. The record is from the annotation of a GenBank genome assembly. Lineage: Eukaryota; Viridiplantae; Streptophyta; Magnoliopsida; Aquifoliales; Aquifoliaceae.
AUGGAGCUUAAACAUUUCACCCAUGACCAUCCACUGAAUUUCGAGGAUGUGCAAAAGAACGAAGGUACGGAUGUUAUGUGCUAUGGGUGUAAAAAACCAAUCUUAGAUCAUGCCUAUUGUUGUAAAGAGUGUGAUUACUUUCUACAUAAGAGCUGUGCAGAACUUAAGCGGGAGAUUGAAGAUCCCAUACACUCCGAACACCUUUUAAAACUUGACGCAGGCCAUCCUUGUUCACUUGUGAUAUUUGCAGCAUGGAAGGAUUGCAACAAAUGUGACAAGUUCCUUUGGCCAACUUCUUCAGUUUACUGUUGUGGCCCCUGUAGAUAUUUUGUCCAUGUAAAGUGCGCAACAUCAGAGGCAGGGUCGUCAAGAGGUGCUGAAAUAAGUAGCAGUAAUAAAGAUGACGAACUUCUUGAGUCUAAUCCGGUAAAUUUACCGGUGAAUGAUGAAUUUGUAGAUCUGGCUAGAUAUUUUGUUAAAGAUAUCAACAUUAACGAGUUUGAGAAAGAAACAGAGAUUAAUAAUGGGAGCCAUAAGCAUCCUUUACUUCUUUUCGAUGUGCAAAAUAUCAAUGAGGUUGUGCCCACUUACCACAGGAGGUUCAACACCCAAGUCACCCUGAACACUUGCUUGAGCUUGGGAGAUCCAGUAACAUCUAUUUGCUCUUCGAAUGUGAAUGUUGCAACAUGGAUAGCAAUGGAUUCUUCUACGAGUGUCAAACUUGUAAUUUCCAAGUUGAUAUCAAAUGUGCUUUUCUACCAAGCACUAUCAAACAUGAAUCUCACAAGCACCCCCUACUUCAAACUGAAGGUUCACAUCAUGUUUGCAAGUCAUGUAAUCACGAGUCCUCAAGGUUCAUAUUCAGAUGUGAUACUUGCAACUUCAAUCUGGACUACGAUUGUGCUCUGUUCCCAAAAACUAUCAAGCACAGGUGGGAUCGGCAUCCCCUUAUCCUAA